GGGCGGGGAAGGAAGAUGGCGGCGCCCAGCAGCCGGUGAGGAGAGAGGGCACGGGGCUGCAGGGGAGCGACCAGACUCGCGCGUUAUGGCCUCAUCCCCGCACACUCUCUCCUCACGCCUCCUGACAGGUCGGGUAGCAGGAUGUGUCUGGUAUCUAGAAAGGAGAGCCGUGCAGGAAGCCCCUCACAAGUUCGUGCAUCUUUUCAGGAGCGUCAAUAAGCAGUGGAUUACAUUUCAGCACUUCACCUUCCUCAAGCGCAUGUAUGUCACACAACUGAACAGAAGCCUCUACCAGCAAGUAAAACCGAAGCCAGAGACAGUGGCAUCUCCUUUCCUUGAAAAAACGUCUUUGGGUCAGGCCAAAGCAGAAGUGUAUGAGAUGCGACCCCUUUCACCCACUACCCUCUCUGUGUCCAGAAACCGAAAUGAAAAGGAACUGAUAGAACUAGAAUCUGCCUCAGUCAUUGAAGGCUCAGUAUAUGUUGGAAAAGAGACAAAAGAUGAAAAGCAAUGGAAAGAGAUGAAGCUACAUGUGGACGAUUUGCCAGGAAUUUUGGCUCGACUGUCCAAAAUCAAACUCACAGCCCUUGUUGUCAGUACCACUUCAGCUGGAUUCGCAUUGGCCCCAGAACCUUUUGAUUGGACAUGUUUUCUGCUUACUUUUGUGGGGACAGGCCUUGCAUCUUGCUCUGCCAACUCCAUCAAUCAGUUUUUUGAGGUGCCAUUUGAUUCAAACAUGAAUAGGACGAAGAACAGACCUCUAGUUCGUGGGCAGAUCAGCCCGUUGCUAGCUGUGUCCUUUGCCGUUUGCUGUGCUGUUCCAGGGGUUGCCCUUCUGACCUGGGGUGUGAAUCCACUCACGGGAGCCCUGGGGGUCUUCAACAUUUUCCUGUAUACCUGCUGCUACACCCCGUUGAAGAGGCUCAGCAUCGCCAACACCUGGGUCGGCGCCAUUGUGGGGGCCAUCCCACCUGUCAUGGGCUGGACGGCGGCCACCGGCAGCCUCGAUGCAGGAGCAUUUCUUCUGGGAGGAAUCCUCUACUCCUGGCAGUUUCCUCAUUUCAACGCACUGAGCUGGGGCCUCCGUGAAGACUACUCCCGAGGAGGCUACUGCAUGAUGUCAGUCACGCACCCGGCCCUGUGCAGGCGCGUCGCCCUGCGCCACUGUCUGGCCUUGGUUGGACUGUCUGCUGCAGCGCCUGUCCUGGAUGUCACCACGUGGACCUUCCCCAUCAUCUCCCUCCCCAUCAACUUGUAUAUUUCCUACCUCGGCUUUCGGUUCUACCUGGACGCGGACCGGAAGAGCUCCAGGAAACUGUUCUUCUGCAGCCUCUGGCACCUGCCCCUGCUCCUGCUUCUCAUGCUCACCUGCAAGCCGUCCCCAGGUGGGACGAGCGACAAGGGAGAGCCUCAGAGCUGAAAUCGCAUGAGCGUGAGGGGAAAAACAAAAUCACACAGGGAGACGCACAAUUGUUUUACCCUUCACUGUUAGGCAAGAAUACUUUAGAAGUUCUGGAGCUCAAGAAGAGAAAACACUGGGCUUAGUACAAAAUUGUAAAAUGUUUUGGUGCUCAGUGAUCAUGCAACAAUUUGUGUUUUAUUGGUAAUAUCCAAAAUGUUCCCCUUUUAGAAAGGGCUGGCUCAGUAGAUUAAUAUAAAGAAAAAACAUUUUUCUCUUUGAGGGUAUUCAUACAUUUCUUCUUCUAACCCCCUUUAUUUUCCUUCUUCCUCAUGGGGGUGGACAAGCAGGCCUGUCCUUUGCCUGCCCCGCUCCCCCAACUCCCUACCUGCCCGCCGAGUGGGAAUUGGUGGCCAGACAAGGUGAGCUCUCCAUACUGUGUCCUCAGUCACUCCAGGGCCGCAUCAGAGGACACAUACUGCUGGCCGCAGCCCCCGCCCCCCUGAGAGUGAGCCAGGACCCCCCUUCCAGCUUUCUAACAUUCUCAACUUCUCCCCUCACUCAAGAACAGAAGGCAAAGCCUGAGCUGCUGCCUGACAUUUGGACGAAGAAUUCCGAACGGUUGCCUAGGGAAUCACAGACUAGACUGCCAGUUCACCCCACCCCCGUGAGGUGUCAGCAUCGCAGAGACUCCAAGAAGUCAAAGGCAGCUUUAUAGGGCCCAGUUAGGUACAGGACGGGUCUGAAGUGUCCCUUCCGACGGGGAGCGCUACACCUAACACCAGAGGUCCCUCCAGCUCCAAUCCUGAGGCUGUUUGUCCUCACCUACCACUGCAGACCAGGAGCUCCUCUGCUGAGACUUCUCAAGGCCGCAGGGGAGUGGAGACCAGGAAAAGGGGGAGCGACCGACCAGCCCCCAGAGCUCGAGCUCUCGUCCUGUCAGAGGAAAACGCAUUUCCAUCCUGCUCUUCCCUUGAUUCAGAAAUCAGCCUGCACACAUCCAAUGGCUGUAAGAGCCACAAGGCACCAGGGGGACUCCCGGUGGGGACGCCUCAGUCCAAGAGGCGCGUGGCCAGGCAUGGCCUGUCACCUGUAGGUCUGCCCAUCCUUCACGUUCCCACUCGUCUGCUGUUGAGUCCCAUUUAUCUGAAGGUCUUGAGACUUCACAGGAUGCUUUAAUCAGCCUCAGGGGUACUGCUGCCCUGUAGGAAUUCAUUUGGGGAAUUUUAGCCACACUUAAAGUCAUUGCAAUAUGCCCGUCCUUUCCAAAAUUCCUAAAGCCAUUGCAGGGAGCAUCUGAUCCCUGUUUCUGCUUAUCUGAAAUAUUACCUCUUGGCUGUAUCCAGGUUACUUUCCAUGGGGAACGUGGCCUCGGAAGGCCUGGAAGGAACAUCAGCGUGUCGCGGCCCUAAGAUUUGGAGCACAUUGUUCUCUUUUCCUGCUGCAAUAAACCAGUAUAUGAGGAA
This is a messenger RNA of Manis javanica (Malayan pangolin), 2865 nucleotides long. RefSeq names its product cytochrome c oxidase assembly factor heme A:farnesyltransferase COX10 (gene COX10). NCBI's taxonomy places the organism in Eukaryota, Metazoa, Chordata, Mammalia, Pholidota, Manidae. Gene Ontology annotation, biological process: heme A biosynthetic process. Gene Ontology annotation, molecular function: protoheme IX farnesyltransferase activity. Gene Ontology annotation, cellular component: mitochondrial membrane; mitochondrion. The record is from RefSeq and is a predicted model, not a curated record.